CAAAAGGAAAAAGUAAAAGUAAAAGAAAAACCCUGCGUUCUGUAGCCAAAAAAAAUGGUUGGUUUCGUAGGAAAUAGGCAACAAAAAGGGCGGAGAACGAUGUCUUAACACCUAAAGUUCUUUCUUCAAUUAGAGAAUUGAAAAUAGAAAAGUAUGAACAAGAAAGGGUUGUCCAUUUUGAUGCGAACCAGAAUGAGGCCUACGCCUAACGACUCAACAAACCUCCCUCACUCUCCUAUGAAUAACUUGGUGAAUCAAAAGCUGUUCGAUUCGGAAGAAAAUCGAUCAAAUGGACGUGUUGAAGGAUAUGUUUCAGAACAAGGAAACAAUAAUCCCGAUGCUUCCCUCAAUGCUCAGAGGAAUUUCGAGCAUGUACGGGAAUCGAUGCACUCGGCAAUAUCAAUGAACAAAACUGAAGUUUUAGACUCUGUGCUGAAUGAUUUCUCUGAGGGCUAUUUUAGUUUGUCAUAUGAAAAUCGUCGGAGAUUACUCCUUGUGCUUGCCAAGGAAUAUGAUCUCAAUAGGACACAGGUGCGUGAAUUGAUAAAGCAGUAUCUUGGACUUCAGCUUCCAUCAGGUGAAAAUGCACAAUCAGGUGGCAUAGAGGAGGAUGGUAUGCUUUCGUCUUUUUAUCGUAUUGAAAGAAAUUUGAGACAUGCUCUCAAGCCAAUGUAUGAAGUUCUAUUUGAGCGUCUCAACACUCAUCCGGGGGGUUUGAAGUUCUUGUCCAUUCUUCGAUCAGAUAUUCUAUCCAUUAUCGCAGCGGAAAACUUUACAUCUUUGCGAGCCCUGGAUUCCUAUUUAAAGGAGAAGCUUAGUACAUGGUUGAGCCCUGCAGCUUUAGAGCUCCAUCAUAUCACAUGGGAUGAUUCUGCCUCAUUGCUUGAAAAGAUUGUGGCUUUUGAGGCUGUGCACCCAAUCAGCAACCUUAUAGAUCUUAAGAGAAGGCUGGGAGUCGGUCGCCGUUGUUUUGGAUAUUUACAUCCUGCAAUACCUGGUGAACCCCUUAUCUUCAUUGAAGUUGCACUUAUGAAGUAUAUUGCUCAAACAAUACAGGAAGUUUUGCGGGAUGAUCCUCCCAUACCUGAAUGUGAGGCUACUUGUGCAUUAUUUUACUCCAUAUCAUCAACUCAGCCAGGCUUAUCAGGUAUUAACCUUGGGAAAUUUCUUAUCAAGCGUGUUAUUACACUUGUAAAAAGAGACAUGCCACAUAUUUCUACAUUUGCAACCCUUAGCCCGAUCCCGGGAUACAUGCCAUGGCUCUUAUCUAAGUUGGCAUCUCAACUAAAGCUUGUUGAAGGAGAAGAAACAUCAUAUUCAUCAUUAGAUUCUGGUUCAACAUUUCGGGAGAAUAUACUUGAACCUGAAGAAGAAAGUCAGGUCAUAGAAGCUUCAAGUGAAUUCAUUGUGGGAAACAAUGGAAUGGAAGUGAUGUACAGAUUGCUGGCUUCAACAAACUAUGAGUGGACUAAAUCGGCUAAAUUGCUUUCAGCAUUGGAAACCCCUCUAAUUCGGCUUUGUGCAAGGUACCUUUUGCAAGAGAAAAAGAGAGGAAAAGCUCUUGAUUCUGUAGCAAACUUUCACUUGCAGAAUGGAGCAAUGAUUGAAAGAAUAAAUUGGAUGGCUGAUCGUUCAGAAAAAGGCCUACGUCAAAGUGGGGGAAUCAUGGUGAACUAUGUUUACAGGGUUGAGAGCAUUGAAGAAUAUGCUCAGUCAUAUUUCAGCACAGGGCACGUACAUGCUUCUAGCAACCUUCGGCACUAUGUUGAGGCGAAGGCAGAACCUGAAGGACGAUGAACUAAGCAAAGAUAGCAUGGCGAUUCGUGACUGUACAUGCAUUGCUUGUAAUGUGUCUUAAUGUAAUGUCUUUGUUGUCAAUUGAUUUCUAUAUGUAUAUAUAUAUAUAUUUUGGGUUGUUUGUAUAAUAAUUUGGAAAGGUAUAUGUAUAUUUGCGUAAAUGGUAAAUAUUUUUUGUGUCCGCUAUCAAGAUGGAUGCUGCCAUGGAAAAAACUGUAAACAAAUGAUUACGUUGCAAAGGUAUCUAAGUCAAUAUAAUUCUUCAUUUA
Messenger RNA from Humulus lupulus (European hop), 2066 nucleotides. RefSeq lists its product as uncharacterized. Gene Ontology annotation, biological process: malonyl-CoA catabolic process; fatty acid biosynthetic process; acetyl-CoA biosynthetic process. NCBI's taxonomy places the organism in Eukaryota, Viridiplantae, Streptophyta, Magnoliopsida, Rosales, Cannabaceae. The transcript is spliced from 16 exons. Gene Ontology annotation, cellular component: peroxisomal matrix; mitochondrial matrix. The coding region runs from base 154 to 1797 and encodes 547 amino acids. The record is from RefSeq and is a predicted model, not a curated record. Gene Ontology annotation, molecular function: malonyl-CoA decarboxylase activity.